AUGAUCAAUUCACAACAAACAUCAUCAAAUACACAACAAUAUAAAUCAAAAAGGCAACAAAAAAUAGCCGAAAAAUUAUCUAAAAACAAACAAUCAUCAAACACAUCUACAAAAACUUGUUUUCGCGAUGCUGAACGCAACUUCAAAUCUCGUUUACCUCCACCUGAUUUUAGUUUCAUUUUUAUUCCUAAUCCCUUCACUCCUGCAAUUCAAAAAUUUAUCAUUAAAAAAUGUUUAAAAGAUUAUGCAAAAUCUCCAAAUAUAAGCAAUCUUGAUACUCAUUAUCUAUUGCCUAAAGAUGGACUUUGGAACCUUCAUGAAAAAUAUUUUAAUAAAGAUCAUGAUGAUGAAAAGGAUGGGGAAAACGAGCCAUCUCAACUAAUUAGAAAACUUAGAUGGAUAACUCUAGGUUAUCAAUAUCAUUGGCCAUCAAAAACUUAUCAUUUUGAUAGAAAAUUUCCAUUUCCUAAAGAUCUUGAGAAUUUAACAAAAUUAGUGGUCCUGGCAAUCAAUGGAUUAUCUGACACUCAUAAUAAUCUCUUGUUUGAUUAUUCUCCCGAGGAAUGGAAACCAGAAGCCGGCGUGGUUAAUUUCUAUCAAUCAAAAGAUAGUUUAAUGGCUCAUAUUGAUAAAAGUGAAGAAAACAUGUCUGCUCCUUUGAUUUCUUUUAGGUAA
Molecule: messenger RNA, 675 nt
Organism: Entrophospora sp. SA101
Lineage: Eukaryota; Fungi; Glomeromycota; Glomeromycetes; Entrophosporales; Entrophosporaceae
Source: the annotation of a GenBank genome assembly